Molecule: messenger RNA, 1173 nt
Organism: Hypoxylon trugodes
Lineage: Eukaryota; Fungi; Ascomycota; Sordariomycetes; Xylariales; Hypoxylaceae
Exons: 2
Coding region: 254-1087 (277 amino acids)
Source: RefSeq, a predicted model, not a curated record
UUAUAGGCAUUCCAGAAGAUACCCGAUCGUAGUUAGCAGCUUCAAGAUCGGUUCAUAUAAGCAGCCCGCCAUGUUGAGUCUACACGACGCGCGCCUAGUUACCCACCUAGGUGCCAGGGUACAAGGAAGCAUUUCACUGCAUCAUUGUGGCCAACUGCAUCCAUGCGACCAGAAGCCUCCAAGUAUCCCUCUCCCACCUACACGAGAUACUCCGUGAUGCCGGCGCAUUAACACUAGUAGAAAUCACCAAAAUAUGUUUUGGCUCGACAUCGUCGUCGGGCUUUCUGAAAGAUGGUGGCUAUUCGAGGACGAUCGAUCGCAUGCACUAGUUGACGAAAGGCACUGGGAGAAAACCAUGAAGAAGUCGGGAUUCAAUGAGGUCCUUUGGUCGGAUGGCGCUACGCCCGAGUCUAAAACAGUACGUGUUAUUGGAGCGUUCAAGCGUGGAAAGCCGAACCAAAUCAACAAUGCGCCGCCGACUGAAAAGCCUAGGCAAGUAUCUGUGGAAACAGUCGUGUAUAAGAGGACAGGAGGGAUGGAAGUCCACGCUGACAUAUAUUACCCCGUUCGGGAGGAAUAUUCGAACAAGAAAGUCCCGAUCGCUUUGAUGAUCCAUGGGGGUAGCCAUAUGAUCUUCUCCAGGAAAGAUAUUCGACCAGGUCUGCAAAUCGACAGCGAAAGAGUUGUCGUUGUGGGAUGGUCAUCCGGAGGGCAGCUCGCUAUGUCGCUUGCGUGGACUUCCCCGCCAAGAGGCUUACGACCCCCCGAAGCCAUACUCGCGUUUUAUUGUCCAACCAACUACGAAGACGAAUGGUGGAGACGUCCAAUCCAGCCUAUCGGGGCGGAAGAUAAAGGUGAAAAGUACGACAUACUCGAAGCCAUACAAGAAGACCCCAUCAGCGAUUAUUGUCUAGUAGGCGCAUGGGAACCGCUUUCCGAUCCACGCAUCCUAACGGAUCCUUGGUGUCGCAUCGUACUUCAUAUUAAUUGGAAGGCCCAGACGCUCCCCAUAAUCCUCGGCGGACUUCCCAGUAAAAGAAGAGCAGACCAGUACCCAGAUAUCGAAAACUGGAAUGCUCUUCCAUAGCCUGACCACAGUACAACAGUGGCUGCUAACCCUCUAGUCAGCGUUGCCAGUAAGUCAAGUAAUUACUUGACUUACUUAGCUUGACU